AUGGUGUCUACGACGUCCAUCUUGACCCUAGUUACGUUGGCUGCCACGGCCAUUGACUACGUGCAGGCACACGGCUAUAUUUACAAGCCUAAGCCUUAUUGGAAAACAAAGGAGAACAGCGAGUGGGUUGUUGAGAUACCGCCCCCGUGGAAAGGAGGGUGGGAUGAAUCUAAAGGUGACGAAGGUCUUCUGAAAGUGUUCAAGGAGCUGGCGCCCAAGCAUGGCUACAAAGACCUUCGAACGCUAAUGGACGGUGAUCCUCUUUACGGCGAUGCUUGUGGCUAUACGGACCCAAAGGGAAAGCCCGUGGACCCUCCGACAGACGGUACAGCCACUUUUUCUCGUUGUUUUCAGCACGCCGGCCCUUGCGCGAUUUUUAUGGACAACAAGUUGGCGUUUGAGAGCCACGAUUGUCAAGGAGAUUUCGGUCGUGGUUCCAAGACAACAAAGUCCAUCAUGAAACCUGUAAAGUAUGAGUUGUGCGCUCCGGGCGGCUGCAUGAUGCGAUUUUAUUGGUUGGGGCUUCAGCGUCUUCAAGGAAAAACUUUGUGGCAGGCAUACAAAAAUUGCAUUCCUCUGACGGGUCCUCCUGGCGGAGGUAGCUCGGGGCAAUCGUCUAAUGGGACAGACUCUUCUAUGGUAGACGCUUCUCAAACAGACGUCACUCAAACAGACGUCACUCAGACGGAUGUUUCUGAUGACUCCAGCUCGAAAUCCGACGACCACAAGUCAAAGGAAUCUCAGAAAACAUCCUCUGACGACAAGUCAAAGGAAUCGCAGAAGACACCAUCUGCUUCCGCAACGCCUCUUGCUCCCGAGACGCCUUCUAGUGAAUACUCUCCGCCGGGAAGCUCGAGUGAUCCUUAUUCGCCCGCCGAUACACCCGCGAUGGCACCUGCCCCAAGCAGCAAGUGCAAAGGUCACCGCCGCCGUCACUAG
Molecule: messenger RNA, 939 nt
Organism: Peronospora belbahrii
Lineage: Eukaryota; Oomycota; Peronosporomycetes; Peronosporales; Peronosporaceae
Source: the annotation of a GenBank genome assembly